Molecule: messenger RNA, 844 nt
Organism: Drosophila innubila
Lineage: Eukaryota; Metazoa; Arthropoda; Insecta; Diptera; Drosophilidae
Product: ficolin-2-like
Exons: 2
Coding region: 249-743 (164 amino acids)
Source: RefSeq, a predicted model, not a curated record
UUUUCAUUGUAAAUAAUUAUAUAACACUUUCCGAUGCUAUUCCAAAUACAUCCAACAAAACGAAUCCAUUUGAAGAGAUUGUCGCAUUCCGCUCUAGACCCUAUGGAUAUAAUUGUGGCGAAGCAACUAGAAGUUCGGAGACUAGUGGGGCUUAUGAGAUUCUCGUUCCUCGGUACAGUGAAUAUCCAUUCAAAGUGUAUUGCGAUGCAAAAAGUCAAGGAGGUGGUUGGGCUGUCAUCUUGAAUCGAAUGGAUGGUAGUGUUGAUUUUUAUCGAAACUGGAAUACCUAUAGAAAGGGAUUCGGCGAACCGGAUGGCGAAUUCUUCAUGGGAUUGGACAAAAUCCAUGCGAUGACUGCAGAGAGGAGUCAGGAGUUGUUGGUACUCCUCGAGGAUUUUGAAGGAAACCAAAGGUAUGAGAUGUAUGAUAGAUUUGCAAUCGGCGGCGAGGAUGAAAGCUAUUUGUUACACACUCUGGGAAAAGCCAGUGGAACGGCUGGUGACUCACUUUUCUGGCAUGAGGGCAUGAAAUUCACAACUUUUGAUCGGGAUAAUGAUGCCUGGAAAGAGGGAAACUGUGCAGAGCUUCGAACUGCCGCCUGGUGGUACAAUAAUUGUCACACGAGUCACUUGACCGGCAAAUAUAACGACACGACCCAUGGCAAAGGCAUUAUUUGGUUCCGAUUUCAUAAUCACGAUUACAGCCUUAAAAAAGCACAGAUGAUGAUUCGCCCAAGAAAGUAAAUAGUUCGACUCGACUCAUUAGCAGAUUUUAAUGCAUUUAUUUUUAUAUGCAUAUUCGCUAAGAAUUAUAAAUAAAAACAUCAAUUGUUAUUUGUAUUAUU